CAAAAAGUCACAAAAACGUCAAAAUGAUGUCAUUUUGACUUUAAAUGGUCAAUUUUUCAUCAAGGCUCCUUGCAGUGACGUCAAAAUGACAUCAUUGUGACGCCAUCGAUAUAUAUGUAUCGAUAUAUUGAAGGUAUCGAAUAACAUCGAGAUCGAGAGUCACUCGAGGAGCUUCAGAGUAAGAUCGUGAGAAUUUCAGAAGAGAAGGAUCUAGAAGAGAACGGAUUACCCGCGUUUUCGCUGCCAGUUUUGUGUUGUGAACGUUCGACGUGGUUUGCCUAGAAGUAUAAGGAAAUGUCGACUCUGUUAAAGAAGUAUUCUGUGGUAGAGUUUGUGUCUGACCCUGGGAAUGAUGAAGAGGAAUACCUUGUGGAAGUUGUACCAACCAAGUGGAUUAGCGAGGAUAGAGAAUUUUGUUAUUAUCCGCCACAUUCCAUGAGGGGGAAAUGUACGAAGUUGGUGAUGAGUCUAGCGGACUAUGACUCGUCCGAGUGGAAACUCCUCCGCAUUAUAUACCAUCACAGUUAUUCUACUUUCAAUGUUGCCCUAAAAGCUAGAAACAAGGCCGUGAAGGAGGACACAAUUGUUGCAACAGAUGUUGAUACAGACUACACCAAACCACGCGACAGAAAGCCGCCUAAACGCCUAAUUCCAUCAGAUUCGGAUUCAGAUGAAGGACCGAGAAAAAAUAAGAAACCUGUGGGAAGUCAUAUUAUUCCGGAACCCAGCUCAACUCUGCCUUCAAACCUCAAAAAGUUACUUGAUAGUGCUAAAACAAAAAAUUUAGCUAAGUCUAAGCAAAAAUCUUCUGCCAUUUUGAAGUUUUUUUCUACAUCAUCAAAGAAAGAUACAACUCCUGUCCGUCAAUUAUUACAGGAAGAGUCUGCACAGGCUGAAACUACUAAUGAUGAAAACUUACCUGAGAUGUUAGAUGAAGAUAAUUGUUCCCUUUCCAAAUUGAAAUCGUCAGUCUCUAAGAAUGAGGGAUCUUCUUUGAGAUCUAAAAAGUUUUCUAACAAUUUAGAGCUACCUGAAGUUGCGGAAGAGACUAGCAUUUGUGAGCAAUCUCAAGAUUCUCAUGAUGAAAGCACACUGAUGUCUGACCACAAUAAUGAGUUCAGAAUAAAUAAAAAAAGAGAUUUUCUAGACAGAUCACCACCAUCAACAAGCUCGUCAAACGAUUCACGGCCAACAACAGGAUGCAGAAGCUGCAUAUCAAUGAUCUCUGGAUCUGGAUCAACUGGCAGUAAGUCUUAUAUUCUCUAUUUUCUUAUAUCCUUGAAGUAA
This is a messenger RNA of Temnothorax curvispinosus, 1287 nucleotides long. RefSeq names its product protein gar2-like. Bases 295 to 1287 code for a protein of 330 amino acids. The transcript is spliced from 6 exons. The record is from RefSeq and is a predicted model, not a curated record. Lineage: Eukaryota; Metazoa; Arthropoda; Insecta; Hymenoptera; Formicidae.